AUGUCGCACCCACCACAGAGACCAAUACAGCAUCUUCUCGUAGCAAACAGAGGCGAAAUAGCAACCCGCAUUCUAUCCGCAGCCCAAGAACUGUCCAUCAAAACCUCCGCCAUCUACACCUCCGGAGAUGCAUCGCACACCAGCCAUGCUGACCAAUCGAUUGAGCUCCCCUCAACAUCCAUCUUCAUGGACAUCGCUUCCCUGAUUGAAAUUGUGAAGAAACAUGGAAUCGACACCGUCCACCCAGGCUACGGCUUCCUCUCCGAGUCCGCAGAGUUCGCGAGGAGGAUGUGGGACGAAGCAGGCGCGAUAGUGAUAGGACCAGGCUGGGAGAUUCUGGAAGCAACAGGGGAUAAGUUAAGAGCCAGGGAAUUGGCGGAGAAAUGCAAUGUGCCUGUCUCCCCAGCCAUGCUCACUCCGACCUCCUCGUCUGAAGAAAUCGCCACCUUCGCUUCCCGUGUGGGGUACCCUAUCAUGGUGAAAGCCGUCGACGGAGGCGGCGGUCGCGGCAUCCGCCUAAUUCGCGAUGGAUCCUCUCUAGAAGCUGCUGUAAAGCGUGCAGUGGAAGAAAGUCCCUCGAAGACACUGUUCGCGGAAAAGGCUGCAGUUGACGGCUUCCGCCACGUUGAGGUCCAGAUCGUCGGCGAUGGGCAGGGAAACGUGACGCACCUCUGGGAGCGCGAAUGCUCGAUUCAACGACGGUAUCAGAAGAUUAUCGAGAUAGCGCCGAGCACACUGCAAGACAGAAGAAUCGUUGCGAGGAUCGUCGAAGACGCUAUACGCAUGGCCAAGAGCAUCCACUACUUCUCUCUCGGCACCUUCGAGUUUCUCCUAAACCCCUCCACGGGGACAUACUACUUCCUCGAAAUCAACCCCCGCCUCCAGGUCGAACACACCAUCACCGAAACCCUAACCUCCAUCGACAUCGUCCGCACUCAGCUCCUCCUCGCCCAAGCGGCGACAGCCCUCCCAACCCCUCAGGAUCCGCUCACUCCGCCGCAAACACACUCCAUCCAGCUACGUAUCACGGCUGAAAAUCCCGCUGCCAAUUGGACCCUCUCCAUCGGCAAGAUCACAAACUUCGAGUUUCCCGCGGGUAACGGAAUAAGACUGGACACGCACCUGUCGCAUGCACAAGCUACGGUCGUCUCGGCGUCUUACGACAGCCUGCUCGCGAAGCUCAUCGUCACGGCGUCGUCGUGGGACGCGUGCCUUCAAAAAGCGCAGCACGCACUCUCCAGAACGCACAUCGCCGGCGUGAAGACCAACGUCCCUGUCCUCCGCGCCGUGCUCGCGCACCCGGACUUUCUCGCUGGCAAGUGCGACACGCAGUGGCUGGAGGGCCGGAUGCAAGACGUGCUUGCACAAAGCCAGUCCAUGGCUGGGACAUCCUCGCGCGCAGCGCGAGACGCAGCUUCGCAGCCUGCAGCCACGGCGGCGGCGGCGGCGAGUACGUUACUGCGCAAGGGAGACGCGUGGGCGCUUACGCUGGCGCCCAAGAUGGCCUCGGGCCCCAGCCGUGAUACCGAGCCAGAGGUCAAAUCACAUCUUGAAAUCACGCGCGUCCUGCGCAACGAGUUCCCGCACGCGCUCGCCGCGGAUGUGCGCUUCACCACGCCUACACGGGAACCCAUAGACUACACCCUCUCCCUAUCUUCCACUUCCGCCUCCGCGUCAGCAACCACUUCCACGAACCGCCGCGCCAAUCCUGCGGAUGCGUCACACGUGGCAAUCCCGUUCGCGGGGAAGCUGGUAGAGGUGCUUGUCGACGAGGGUGACGCUGUGAGAGAAGGGGACGUAGUGUGUGUGGUGCAGCAGAUGAAGAUGGAGCUGGAAGUUCGAAGUGCGCGGAGCGGGGUGGUGACGUGGGUGUGUGAGGCCGACGAGGGGGACGAGGUGGGCGAGGGGACAUUGGCUGCGAUUGUGAUGUCAUCCCACGAGGCGCGGCUGUAG
Messenger RNA from Paraphaeosphaeria sporulosa, 1953 nucleotides. RefSeq lists its product as uncharacterized. NCBI's taxonomy places the organism in Eukaryota, Fungi, Ascomycota, Dothideomycetes, Pleosporales, Didymosphaeriaceae. Gene Ontology annotation, molecular function: ATP binding; metal ion binding. The transcript has 4 exons. The coding region runs from base 1 to 1953 and encodes 650 amino acids. The record is from RefSeq and is a predicted model, not a curated record.